This is a messenger RNA of Zygosaccharomyces rouxii, 780 nucleotides long. It is a transcript of the gene RFA2, whose product is annotated as Rfa2p. The record is from RefSeq and is a predicted model, not a curated record. NCBI's taxonomy places the organism in Eukaryota, Fungi, Ascomycota, Saccharomycetes, Saccharomycetales, Saccharomycetaceae. The transcript has 2 exons. Gene Ontology annotation, molecular function: DNA binding. Gene Ontology annotation, cellular component: chromosome, telomeric region; site of double-strand break; nucleus. Gene Ontology annotation, biological process: DNA replication; nucleotide-excision repair; double-strand break repair via homologous recombination. The coding region runs from base 1 to 780 and encodes 259 amino acids.
AUGUCUGAUUCUAGACCUAAUUCUGGUGAGUCUGGAGGUCCAAAUUACCGUACUAACACACUUACUCCAGUUACUAUAAAGCAAAUAUUGGAAGCUAAACAACAAGUACAAGAUGGACCCUUCGUCAUACAUAAUCAAGAAUUACACCACGUAAGCUUUGUUGGUGUUGUUAGAAACAUUACAGAUAAGACUUCCAAUGUGGAGCUAACGAUAGAAGAUGGUACAGCCCAAAUCGAUGUUAGAAAAUGGAGUGACGAUACGAGUGAUAUGAAAAUGAGUCAAGAAGGUAAUGGUGAAAAGGAUAGCUCUCAAGUGGCGCAACAGUAUCACAUAGGAGAAUAUGUUAAAGUGUACGGUGCUCUUAAAGAGUUUAGUGGGAAGAGUAACGUGCAAUAUGCUGUGAUUAAAAUUGUAGACUCCUUUAACGACGUUAUAAUGCAUCAUUUGGAAGUCAUUAAAUGUUUUUCGAUUGCUAAUGGUAAACUGAAACAGCCUGCCAUGGAAGAAGGAGCUCAACAACAAGAUGGGAAAUCUCUUUUUAUUCAGGAAGAUGAAAGGGCUGCCAAUUCUGAGAAUCCGAAAGAAAGAGUUUUGGCAUAUUGUAGAGUUCGUUGUCAAGGCCAAGAUCCUAAUGAUUUUGGUGUACCAAUCCCACAAUUUGUACAGGCUCUUGAUUUGGAUGAAGAUACCGUAAAACAAUGUUGUGAUACCUUGACGGAACAGGGAUUUAUUUAUCCAACCAUUACUGAUACAACUUACUUCCCACUAAACGGAUUUUAA